GGAGGCGGAGGCGGGCGCGGUGGCGGAGGUGGAGGCGGCGGCGGCGGCGGCGGAGGAGGAGGGUAGGUUGCGCCCGGGACUGUGUCUGCCGAGCUCCGCGGCUGUGCCUGUGUGAGUGAAGGAGCGGCGCGGGGAGGCAGAGACGAGCGCGGGCGAGCGCAGCGGCGGGACGUCUCCGGCGGCCGCGGACAAGCGACGGCGCUUGGUGUGGGGAAGCAGCGGCGGCAACAGCGCUAGCAGCAGCGGCGGCCGCCUCUCCGCCGCCGGAGACGCCGAGGAACGGCUGGUGGCACUGACAUUGGCGGCCCUGCCUCUUCUCUCUCGCCCCCGGCCCUCCCCAUGUGAUCGGUCUUAAUCCCGGCAGAGUGCGCGCGUGGGGCUCCAUUCCGCGGUGCCCGGUUUCCUUGCCAGGGUGGGUGCUCCUGUGUGCGCUUCUCCUCCCCAUCCCCCUUCCCCCAAGAAUAAAAGAAGAACCAAGAGGCGUGCUUAGAAAAUAAAUAAAUAACCACCACACACGCGCAGCCGGGAGCGGAGUCGGCGGGGCUGGCGGCGGCGGAGGAGGAGUGAAAGCGGCGGCGGCGGCGAAGGAGGAGGAGGUGGAGGAGAAGGAGGAGGAGGACGAGGAGGAGGAGGGACGCGCGAGAAGGCAGUAACUUUAAAGCCAGCUCAGAGCCCAGACCUCCAGCCGAGCGGUUUGCAGCGCGGCGGCGGCGGCGUUGAGUGUCUGGCCCGCCGGUCCGGUCGGGGUGUGCAUUAGGACGGACGAGCAGCGCGUCGCUGUCCCCCGGCGGCUGGAGAUGUCCGAGCCCAAGGCAAUUGAUCCCAAGUUGUCGACGACAGACAGGGUGGUGAAAGUAAUACCAUGAUGUGACGGCUUUCUUGAUUUGUACUUCCAGAAUGCAACUUUAGAAAGCUGUCCCAUUUCCUCCAAGUCACCGGCUUACAGCAAAAGAAGUGUUUGAUAAUGAUGGGAAACCUCGUGUGGAUAUCUUAAAGGCACAUCUCAUGAAGGAGGGCAGGCUGGAAGAGAGCGUCGCAUUGAGAAUAAUAACAGAGGGGGCUUCAAUUCUUCGACAGGAAAAAAAUUUGCUGGAUAUUGAUGCACCAGUCACAGUUUGUGGGGACAUCCAUGGACAAUUCUUUGACUUGAUGAAGCUUUUUGAAGUGGGGGGAUCUCCUGCCAACACUCGCUACCUCUUCUUAGGGGACUAUGUUGACAGAGGGUACUUCAGUAUCGAAUGUGUGCUGUAUUUGUGGGCCUUGAAAAUUCUUUACCCCAAAACACUGUUUUUACUUCGUGGAAAUCAUGAAUGUAGACAUCUAACAGAGUAUUUCACAUUUAAACAAGAAUGUAAAAUAAAGUAUUCAGAACGCGUCUAUGAUGCCUGUAUGGAUGCCUUUGACUGCCUGCCCCUGGCUGCCCUGAUGAACCAACAGUUCCUGUGUGUCCACGGCGGUUUGUCUCCGGAGAUUAACACUUUAGACGAUAUCAGAAAAUUAGACCGAUUCAAAGAACCACCUGCUUAUGGACCUAUGUGUGAUAUCCUGUGGUCAGACCCCCUGGAGGAUUUUGGAAACGAGAAGACUCAGGAACAUUUCACUCACAACACAGUCAGGGGGUGUUCGUACUUCUACAGUUACCCGGCUGUAUGUGAAUUCUUACAGCACAAUAAUUUGUUAUCUAUACUCCGAGCCCAUGAAGCCCAAGAUGCAGGGUAUCGCAUGUACAGGAAAAGCCAAACGACAGGCUUCCCUUCUCUAAUUACGAUUUUCUCAGCACCAAAUUAUUUAGAUGUAUACAAUAACAAAGCUGCAGUAUUGAAGUAUGAGAACAAUGUCAUGAAUAUCAGGCAAUUCAACUGUUCUCCUCACCCAUACUGGCUUCCAAAUUUCAUGGAUGUUUUCACUUGGUCCCUGCCGUUCGUUGGGGAAAAAGUGACUGAGAUGCUGGUAAAUGUCCUCAACAUCUGCUCAGAUGAUGAACUAGGGUCAGAAGAAGAUGGAUUUGAUGGAGCGACAGCUGCAGCCCGGAAGGAGGUGAUUAGGAACAAGAUCCGAGCAAUAGGCAAAAUGGCCCGAGUGUUCUCGGUUCUCAGAGAAGAGAGCGAGAGUGUGCUGACGCUGAAAGGCUUGACCCCCACGGGCAUGCUCCCCAGCGGAGUGCUUUCUGGAGGGAAGCAGACACUGCAAAGCGCUACUGUUGAGGCUAUUGAGGCUGAUGAAGCAAUCAAAGGAUUUUCACCACAGCAUAAGAUCACUAGCUUCGAGGAGGCCAAGGGCUUAGACCGAAUUAACGAGAGGAUGCCACCUCGCAGAGAUGCCAUGCCCUCUGACGCCAACCUUAACUCCAUCAACAAGGCUCUCGCCUCAGAGACUAACGGCACGGACAGCAAUGGCAGUAAUAGCAGCAAUAUCCAGUGACCACUUCCUGUCCCCCCCCUUUUUUUUUUUUUUUGAGCUGCAGGGCAUGAUGGGGAUUGCUGCAUAUCAGCAGUUGGAUGUUCUUGCCUCUGACGGUAGCUUAUUUGCUCUGGGGGCCAGGAAUUGGAUUCAGUUUACACUAUCAUUAAAAAAGAGGGAGAGAGAUAAUAAACUAUAUUUUGGUGGGGGUGGUGAUUAAACACCUCUUUUGGGUAUGCCUUUUAAAAAUGCUUAUAGGAAAAAAAAUUUAAAAAAGAAAGCUAAUGCUAGUAUAUACUGCAAUGUUAGGGGAAUGAACAUGUUUUCCUACUGCAUUGGGGACUUCUAGAUAGGUUAAUGAAAGGUCUUUUAUUAUGUUACUGGACACGAAAACUUUGUCUAAUUUCUUACUCUAUUGUACGUUUACAGUCGCAGCACUAAAAAUGGAUGACAUCAAACAUUUUUAACAAAAUGAUGUACAAACUAAAUAAGGACUAUUUAUUGAUAAUGUUUUGCUACUCUUGUCAGACAAUGGCUAUAAAAUGAAUUAGGCAGUCUUAAAAAAAAAAAAAAACAGAAAAAGAAAAAAAAAAGAAUGUUGCAAAUUUGUUAAAAUGCCAAAAAGGACAGUUUAAUUUUGUACAGAUUAUGCUUACCUCAGGUUUCUUUAGUGUGCUUGAAUGCCCUUCUUUCCAUAUAACACUUAAUCUUAUUAAUUUAGCAACGAGUAUCUUUUCUUUAAGUUUUAAAAAAACUGGAAUAAUUACAUCUAUCUUUUUUUGCUGUUUAUAUUUAGGGUUUUUUUUUGUUGUUGAUAAAUCAAGUCUUGGUUGUGGCUUGCUGAAUUAAAUAUUUAUGAGUGGUGCAUUUUUAAGUAUAGUGAACAAGACACCAUAUUAAGUACAGUGAUAAAGCAUCUAUAUUCUGUAAAAAAAAAAAAAUCUGCCUAUGCAUGUUUUUUAAGAAAAAAAAAAAUGGCUGUAUCGGCCUGUAUGGGACUGCAAUGCGCUUAGUGGUCUGACAUAUACUGGAAAUGUAUGUAUACUGGCGUACUUUAUAUUCUCUAAAAUGCUUAAUGCCUUUGAAAUUUUGUAAUCAAAAAAGCUUUGAAAAAAUCUAAAGGGGAGAGUAUUCUUAAAAGUUUUUAACAUAAGCUUGUCAGUGCACAUAUAUAGAUGGUGAGCAUGUUUAGCAAACCUUGUGACAUUUAAAUAAGUUUGUAGUUACAUGUGAAACUCUAAAUGCAUGGUAACUGUUAAUGUCAUAAUGGUUUAGUUAUUUUGUUCUGUUCUGUCAGGUGCCACAAAAUAUGUACUUUUUUCACUUUUUUCCCUUUGUAUAUCAGUUACGGGUUACAACUGGCUCAUUCUGAAAACCACCACAACAAAAGUCCAUUCAUAUUUUUUAACAAUUGUAUAAGUGCCCAGGUAAUUCACUACAGCCUAAAGCCUUGCCUUUGUAAUUUGACUUCUGAAAUGUUGGCAAUCAAAGCAUGCACUUGUAACAAUGACAAAGAAAAAGCAUUUUAUAUUACUACUCAAUAAAAUGUGCAUGAACUUAAAGAACUCUCAUCCUUUCACUGAGUCUGCUGAAGGGAUUUCUGUGCACAACCACCAUGCUGUCUUUGAGGUGCUGGGCCCCCCACCGCACGUCACAGAUUUACUUAUUUAACAGGCUUCCUUCCCCGAGGGCCUGGUGAUCUGAGGUGUGGCGCCUACUUCCGCUGGAGGAAACUUGGUGGAUUUGUGUCUCAAAUCAGACAAGAGGAAUAAAGAACAAAUGCCAUCUUCUGGCUCCCUCGAAUGUGGGAGCCAGUUAAGAAACCAGAGCAUUCCUUUUUAUUGAAAAAAAAAAUUGUUAUCAGGUUGUUUCAGUUGUAUUGGAUGCCCUAUCUGCUCAAGCAAAAAGAACUAAGCUACUAAGUGCAUUUUCAUCACGAAAGAGAGUUGCAUUUGUAUUGAUAUGAAAUUUAUAUACUGGCGCUCCGGCUCAUAUCUAAUCACCAGAAGAUUUAAGAUACACCGAAUUCCACUUUGUUUCUAACAUUGUUCAUUUUCAGUGCACUUUGUUUUAUGUAAUAAAGUAUGCCUGUUAUACCAAAUAAUAAGAAUAUGGCAAUUAGUGAUACAGUGUACCAAAACAAAGAUGUUCUAGAUAUAUUCUCUGGCAAAGACUAUCCCAAAUUUAUUUUCAUGAAUACAAACAUCUUUUCCCCCUGUGGAUAUUUUUCCACUCUUAAAAAAAUGACGUCCAAGGAAAAUAUUUAGAUGCAACUUAUUAGAAUGAUGUGGAAGAAAUGGUAAUUCUUGAUACCGAGGUGUUUCUUUCUGUCUUAUAACUGCGGAGAAAAUAUCCUGACCAAAAAAAAAUUCAUUUUGGGGAUUCCUUUCUUUUACAAAUUGUGCUGAGGCAACUAUGGCAUAGAAAUAAACAUUUGACAUUAAAAUAA
Zalophus californianus (California sea lion) is the source of this 4849-nucleotide messenger RNA. It is a transcript of the gene PPP3CA, whose product is annotated as protein phosphatase 3 catalytic subunit alpha. Lineage: Eukaryota; Metazoa; Chordata; Mammalia; Carnivora; Otariidae. The transcript is spliced from 15 exons. Gene Ontology annotation, molecular function: calmodulin-dependent protein phosphatase activity; calmodulin binding. Gene Ontology annotation, cellular component: calcineurin complex; cytoplasm; cytosol. The record is from RefSeq and is a predicted model, not a curated record. The coding region runs from base 1006 to 2421 and encodes 471 amino acids. Gene Ontology annotation, biological process: calcineurin-NFAT signaling cascade.